Molecule: messenger RNA, 1147 nt
Organism: Lotus japonicus
Lineage: Eukaryota; Viridiplantae; Streptophyta; Magnoliopsida; Fabales; Fabaceae
Product: vacuolar protein sorting-associated protein 2 homolog 2-like
Exons: 11
Coding region: 246-905 (219 amino acids)
Biological process (GO): protein transport; endosome transport via multivesicular body sorting pathway; late endosome to vacuole transport
Cellular component (GO): ESCRT III complex; multivesicular body
Source: RefSeq, a predicted model, not a curated record
CAAAUACUAAAAGUUGGUCAAUUUCCGAAACGGGAUCUGCCUUUUGGUAAAAUAAAAAUAAAAACGGGUAACGGCUACUUCGAGCAUGACCUACGUGGAUCCCCACCUAGCAGCACGCUCCACAAGGCAUCUUCUCCUUUUCUUCUCAGCAAACAACAUCAAACACUUCACACUCUGUGAGUCACUGUUAAUCUCUCUUCCUGCUUCGUUCGUCAAUUAGGGUUUUCCAGAUCAACACCGACAACAUGAACUUGAACAUCUUCAAGAAGAAAACCUCACCCAAAGAAGCUCUGCGGAGUAGUAAGAGAGAAAUGGCUGUUGCAACAAGAGGAAUUGAAAAGGAGAUAGCAUCACUUCAGAUGGAGGAAAGGAAAUUGGUGGCAGAGAUUAAACGAACAGCCAAAACCGGAAAUGAGGCUGCCACUAGAAUAUUGGCUCGUCAACUUGUUAGGCUACGCCAACAGAUAACCAAUUUGCAGGGAAGUCGUGCUCAGAUCAGGGGUGUUGCAACUCACACACAGGCAUUAUAUGCAAGUACUUCAAUCUCUACAGGUAUGAAGGGUGCCACUAAAGCAAUGGUGGCAAUGAAUAAGCAAAUGGCACCAGCAAAGCAGGCGAAGGUGAUCCAAGAAUUCCAAAAGCAGUCAGCACAAAUGGACAUGACGAUUGAGAUGAUGUCAGAAUCCAUAGAUGAAACUUUAGACAAAGAUGAAGCUGAGGAAGAAACAGAAGAGCUCACUAACCAGGUUCUUGACGAGAUUGGAGUGGAUAUUGCAUCCCAGUUAUCUUCUGCUCCGAAAGGACGGAUUGGUUCAAGGAGUGCUGAAAAUGUUGCGCCAAGACCAGCAGAAUCCAAUGAUGUGGAAGAUCUUGAAAAGAGACUGGCUUCUCUUCGGAGGAUAUGAAGAUCAGCUACAGCUGCUGAUAGAUAUGUUUCAUAUUGUACAAAUCAUGAUAUAUAUGCUAUAUAGCAAUAUCGACACUUUAUUAAUGGCGCCUGGUAUUAUUACUGAUUUUCUACUGAUGUGUUUUAGAUAUGAAUAAUUCUAGUUUGUUGGACUGGAAUGUAUCACUAGCAGAGACAUCUAUAAAUUGUUUAGUCAGAAGUUAGUCCAUAAAUCUAUUUGGUGAAGUACCAGUUACUAGA